AUGUCUGACCUGUACAUUUCCACCUCUCCCACAACACCUUCUCCCCUGAUGACCUUACGGGGCCAACAUGGGUUGAUCCCACAUUACGACGACCUUUACGGUGACAGCAACAGUUCCGAUGGGCUUGAUGAUGAUCUCAUGACGCAUUUUCCAUGUCAGCCUGCUGACAAAUAUACAGAACAGAAUACCCCAUAUUUGACCAAUGUGAACACACAUGGACACGAAACCUCAGCUUUGUCUCGUGAUGUCCAAAGUCAUGGACCUACACCUUCCGAUGGGAGUCAUAUGCAUCAUUCUUUAGACCGUGGUCCAACUAUUGAUGCGUCUUUAUCUGCUGAUUGCGUCAGGCUUUUGAAGACCUGGUGCGACAUGGUUAGUAACAAGUUCGGUCUAACCCAGAAGCAGCUCCAAGAUCUUCGUGGAAUCGUUGAUUUCGGUGCUCUUUGCCUGCAGCCUGGUGAUAUCCAGAUCCGGAUUUUUCAACAGGCGGCACUCUAUCAGACAUUUAACACUGUCGCAGCCCAGAAGGUUGAUUAUACUCAGUUUCAGACGGUGCUAGAAGACACACAGAAGCGUCUUGGUGCAAAAUACUCUCUCACAAAGGAGGAAGUGAAUACUGUGAUUACGUUCAUGAAGGAUACUAUCUUCCAAGCUGACCGUACAAGCUAUAUGGAUAUUCAUCUAGACGUUGAGGCUAUCCUGCGCAAGAAGGCAGAGAGCUUAGAUCUACUGCAUAUCUUCAAAUCAGACGUCAAAACUCAAGCAAUCAAAACAGUAAUGACGGACAAGUCCUCAAGUCUUUUCAGAUCAACCAAACCAGAUGGAACAUUGAUGUCGCUAGAUAAAGUUGCGUAUGUCAUUGUGGAAAAGUUUAAAAAGGGUGGUCCAGGAAACAAGUUAAAGGCAGAUUACCAACUUCAUGUUUGUCUCUUGCAUGCCAUUGCUAAUGAGUUCUACAAUGGUAGAUCUGCUGGUGUUCCAUCAUUGCUUCCAUGGUCAGAUGAUGACAAAGAAAACGACAAAGAUCAUGGUGGACAACCCCAGAAACGAGCUCGGACGGACAGUGCAGAUUCGGAGGUGUCGGGUGUAGGUACAGCAUCAGCCAGUGAUAAGGACCUGCAUUUUUGGGAAGCCGUCGAUGCUGUUUUCGUACAGAAACUCAAGGAAUUUGGUGAUGAUCUUCAUAAUAAUAACUGGAAACAAUUCCUUACGACUCUUGUGAAUCAUGACUUCAAGAAGUAUGGCCAUCCCAAGGUUUCGGAUAGCAUUGAACCGAUUCAGCUCCAGAUGGUGACCUCAGCAGCAGUAUUUAGUGGGCCUAGCACUGGCAGUUCCCAAAGUCCAGGAAGUACGGCUGUUGCUCACAGUGCUACAGCUUCCUGUUAUAAUGUCUUUAAAGCAAUAGACAUAGUUUGA
Desarmillaria tabescens is the source of this 1416-nucleotide messenger RNA. RefSeq lists its product as uncharacterized. Lineage: Eukaryota; Fungi; Basidiomycota; Agaricomycetes; Agaricales; Physalacriaceae. The record is from RefSeq and is a predicted model, not a curated record. The transcript is spliced from 8 exons. The coding region runs from base 1 to 1416 and encodes 471 amino acids.